AGAAGCAGAAGUAGAUUAGUGUGGGCGCUACCGGGUAUGCUUGGCCCAUGCCUGGAAACUGACGUAGAGAGAAUUAUGCGGGAGGGGGACAAGAACCUUUAAAACAUCUCAAGCCCUCUAAAUUGUCCUUACAGACCGUUCUCUGUCCGACGCUUGCUUUCACUUUCAAUCUCCCCCACUUUCCUUCUCGUCACUGUGGGAUUAGCCUUCUUCUCUAGGUCAGUAAAUAUGGCAACACUGAGAGCACUAAGAAAAUUGUGCCAACAAUCGCAGCAUCAAAUGUGCAGUCUGCAUAUUUCAGCAUCAAGACAGGAAGCAGUGGUAAUCUCAGGCAGGAAAUUGGCUCGUCAGAUUCGAGAGGAGGCCAGGGCCGAUGUGGAACAGUGGGUUUCCUCUGGCAAUAGGAGACCCCACUUGAGCGUAGUCCUUGUAGGCGAUCAUGCGGCCAGUCACUCCUACGUCCUGAAUAAGACCCGGGCUGCAGCUGAUGUUGGUAUCAGCAGUGAGACCAUCCUUAAGCCUUCCUGUAUCUCUGAGGACGAACUCAUGGACUUGAUCUACAAACUCAACACAGACCACCGGGUGGACGGUCUGCUGGUACAGCUGCCACUGCCGGACCACAUUGACGAGCGUCGCAUCUGUAAUGCUGUAUCCCCUGGCAAAGAUGUGGACGGCUUCCACGUGGUGAAUGUGGGCCGCAUGUGCCUGGACCAGUCCACGAUGCUGCCCGCGACUCCCUGGGGAGUCUGGGAAAUCAUAAAACGCACAGGAAUUCCUACCCUUGGGAAGAAUGUUGUGGUAGCGGGACGGUCCAAGAAUGUGGGCAUGCCCAUUGCCAUGUUGCUUCACACAGAUGGACGCCAUGAGAGACCUGGGGGCGAUGCCACCGUCACCAUCUCCCACCGUUACACACCAAAGGAUCAACUUUGUCAGCACACAAGGAUUGCUGACAUUGUUGUUGCUGCUGCAGGGAUUCCCAACCUGAUCACUGCAGACAUGAUCAAAGAAGGAGCCGCCGUCAUUGAUGUGGGAAUAAACAGAGUGCACGACCCUGUGACUGGCAAGGACAGACUUGUAGGGGAUGUUGAUUUUGAAGGUGUAAGACAAAAAGCUAGCUUCAUUACCCCUGUGCCUGGAGGAGUUGGACCCAUGACAGUGGCCAUGCUUAUGAAGAAUACCAUCAAGGCAGCUAAGAACCUUCUGCUGACUCCCUCUGAAAGGAUCCGCAUGGUAGCCUCUUCCUAACACGCCAAGCCUAAUCCCAUCAACAGUCACACAUUCCAUCCCUCCACUCCUCUUGUUACGCUGAGCAAUUUGACUAACUCCCUUGCACACAGACACGCAUAGAAACUUGAAAGCUUUCUGGUUCUCAACUUGCUGGUAUCUUCCACUCAACCUCUGCCCUCCAUUGUUACAACUCAGCCAUGCAGCUACGACGUAUUUAUUAUUUGCUGGACUUUAUAAUGUACUUUUUUUUCCAUUUCCUUUUUAAGAUACCCUUUUCUUUCAGUUAAAUUUGAACUACCUGUUUAUUUAUUUUUCAUUUGUGAAAGCGAUGUUAAAUUAAAAUUGGCAGGAAGUAGACCGUUGUGUGUGUAUAUCAUCUCCACAAAACCCUUUAAGGGCUAGCAGUAUUACAUCAGGAACAACCCAGUCAGUUCAUGUGCUUUAAAAUAAAUUUUUCAAAAAUG
This is a messenger RNA of Esox lucius (northern pike), 1691 nucleotides long. RefSeq names its product methylenetetrahydrofolate dehydrogenase (NADP+ dependent) 2, methenyltetrahydrofolate cyclohydrolase (gene mthfd2). The transcript is spliced from 8 exons. Gene Ontology annotation, molecular function: methenyltetrahydrofolate cyclohydrolase activity; methylenetetrahydrofolate dehydrogenase (NAD+) activity; methylenetetrahydrofolate dehydrogenase (NADP+) activity. NCBI's taxonomy places the organism in Eukaryota, Metazoa, Chordata, Actinopteri, Esociformes, Esocidae. The record is from RefSeq and is a predicted model, not a curated record. Gene Ontology annotation, biological process: tetrahydrofolate interconversion. The coding region runs from base 229 to 1245 and encodes 338 amino acids. Gene Ontology annotation, cellular component: mitochondrion.